AGAUUUGAUAUAUUCGCAAAUUCAGACGCUUUCGUUAGCCUUAGCUGCGGCUAGCAUGUGGCUAACGUGGCGUGUGUGAAUGUUCACGGGCAUUUGCGUUUUAUCACUACAGUCGUGUCUGCCUCACUGUAGCACAGCCAGGACGAGCCCUAGUCUAGCAUGUGGUCUUUAUUUGGGCUUGUUUUGUUGAAUGAGACUCGACACGAGUGUCUCUGUGAAUGAAUGAGAGACGCGGGUUGUUGUGAAUAAAGAACAUCAGGGUGACGAAGGGACUGCGGGGAUGGAGAGAGCUCCAGAAACAGCCCGGAAAAGCACAGCCAGCAUUCCCCUCCACACAGUGCCUGGCACCGGCUCUUCAUCGGCCGCUGAGGAGAAUGAAUCAGCAGGGGUGCAUUUGUGUGAGGUUUGUGGAACGUGUUUUGAGACAAAGAGAGGACUUUCCAGUCAUUGCAGGUCUCACUUGAGGCAGCUGGGGGUGGCUGUGUCCGACAGCAGCGGCGCUCCGAUUGGCCUGCUCUAUGAGCUUAUCCGUGAGAGAGAUGGAAAACUGCCCUACUCCUCCCCUAAGGCCAGCUUGGACAAAACGCCAGCUCCCAAACCCCCCCAAAAACCCAAAAUCCCCAAAUCGCUCUUGACCACUUCCCUUAAAACCCUCCAGACUCCCACCCCUAAAUCGACCCAGACCCCCACCCAUAAAACCCCCAAAGCCUCCACCCCUAAAACCCCCCCGUCUUCCACACUUAAAACCCCCAGCUCCAAAAAAGACUCCACCACCAAACUCAAGAUUAAAAUAGCCUCCCUAGUGAAGAAGUACAGUAAGUCUCCAUCCGCAGGGUCAGCCCCGCUGUCCCCCAGCCUCUCCCCCCCACCGCUCAGCCCCAUUAAACCUGAUAAACCCCGUAAAGUGCCCACCGAGCCAAAGAGUGUUCCGGGUCCUGUAUCUUCACCUCUGUCUCCGUCUCUCAAUCUGCCCUCCUCCAAACCCCUGUGGGCUCCUCAGGAAACAGACGCUCCGCUGAACCUCACAGCAAUGACGGACCCUUCACUGAGGCACGAUGUUCACGUCUGUGAGCUGUGCGGAGCGUGGUAUGAGACGAGGAAGGGUUUGUCCAGCCAUGCGAGGGCUCACCUGCGGCAGUUUGGGGUGGAAAUUGACUCAAAAGGUGCCCCGAUUGACAUCCUGCAUGAGCUGCUGCUGAAGGAGGAGCAGAGCGGGAGGGUCAGCCCACUGCAGUUCGACAACUACCCUCCCUCAUCCACUCCCCCAAGAGCUGCCCCCAAACGGCCUGCUCCGUCUUCGCCUCUGCCUGAGGGGUCACACAUUGCCCCUGUCUCCCCGCCGCCCCUGAAAAAGAUCAAAACCUCAGCUGCAGCGGUGGGGGCAGAGCCAGAGGGGGAGGCAUUUGGCCAGAAAGGUGAUUUGUCAAAGGAUGUGAGCUGUGAGUUCUGUCAUGAAAAUUUUAAGAAGAGUCAAAGUUUAGCAAGCCACGCCCGCUCUCACCUCCGCCAGCUUGGCAUAACCGAGUGGUCCGUGCAUGGGUCACCCAUGGCAACGCUCAGGGACCUAAUGGCCCGUCGUGGAACGACCAGUUUACCCAAGCCUCAUGCUCCUCCCUCAAAGCAUAGUCACAUGCCCACGAAACCACUUGGCUCACCCAUUAAACCACAUGCCCCGCCCACAAAAGACGGUGUCUCGCCUACGAAGCCUCAUACUUCACCUGUACAGUCCCAUGUACUGGAAAAACCCAUUGACAUGCCCACAAAGCCGCAAGUCCCACCCACAAAGCAUUUUGCCUCACCUCCAAAUCCCCAUGCUUCACCUAUGAAGACUCCUCAUCCUCCUAAAAAGCCACUCCCCUCAACACCUGCCAGUCCUCCACCUCCAUCCACAGCACUCCCUCUGACUUCUGGUUCCACCCCCAUUGCAAAAUCUCCAGGCUCCGCCCCUCCCCGAGUGCCCAAAGCCAGAAAAGGCUCACGGACGGUGGUGCCUAAACCAAAGGAUGAGCCGUUGGAGAAGAACAUCUCUGUCCCUAAACCCAAAAACACUACUACACCUUCACUUGCUGCUCCAGGGUCCAGCAGCAACCAGAACACCACAGUGCUGAAGCCGGAGGCUGAUCUGUCUGUGCCGGUUCGGUGUAAUUACUGCGGUGAGAUGUUCGACAGUCGUAAAGCUCUGUCCUGCCAUGCCCGUGCCCACCUGCGCCAGCUGGGGGUCAAAUGGUCCCCCAACGCCUCGCCCAUUGACACACUAUAUGAGCUCAUGCUGAGGGAGGGUACACUGCAGGGGUCAGAGGUCAAACCAGAGCCUCCAGCAGGGGCCAGCGGGUCAUGGAGGAAGGCGACCUCCUCACCUCAAACGUUCACAACUUCACCCGUAGAGUUCCUCGCAGAGAAAACAGAUUCGCAGGACAGCAUGGCCACAGGGUGUGAGGCUACGUGUGACCUGUGCGGGUUUGACUUUGAGAACAGAAAAGCUCUGGCAAGUCAUGCACGUGCUCAUCUGCGCCAGCAGGGGGUGGACUGGCACACUAACGGCUCUCCUAUAGAGACAUUGGCCGAGUGGAUGCAGAGAGAACCGGGCAAAGUGGCAGAGCUCCACAAACGCUACAUGAGGGGAGAACUGCCACAGGUGGUUAAGAAGAGGAGUUCGGCAUCCCCUCAUCCCUCGCUCUCUGACCCGGAGUCCGCUCGCCCUGCAACUGCUAGAGAGCUCAAAGGUCAGCUGUCCUCGUCCUCUGCCCACAGGAAACCAUCGGCUUCGCAGCACACACCAACGCACACCGCCGCCAGAGGUUGUGAGAGGCGUCCUCCUAAGCACAUCCCCCAUAGUGACAGCAGGCUGGGGGCGGGCCCUCUGAAGCCACGUGUGGGGAAUGCUCCCUCCCUCAUGCCCCGGCCACCGGAGAGCAGCCUGGUUAAACUGGUGGGAAAAGUUUAUUCACUGAAGUGCAGGUUCUGCGAGGAGGUGUUUAAAGGUCCUCUCUCGGUUCAGGAGGAUUGGCUGAUUCACCUGCGGCAGCACAUCCUCAACCUCAAACGGGACUCUGCCCCCAACUCUGCCCCUGCAACACAGAGCACUGCCCCUGCAAUGCAGAGCACUUCCCCCACAAUCCAGCGCUCGGACUCAACGCAGCUGAUUGGACCGCAGGUCGUUUAGGGGGCAGGAACGCUGCUUGUUACUAUAGUUGUCUGGUAAGGGCUGCUCUACAGCAUCCCCCUCAGGAAGCUUCAGCUGUGAGCUUUACGCUGAGGAGCUGUUGAUCGGCCAAGUUCUGCAUCUUUUCAGCUGAAACUACUUUUUACAGAUUUUCACAGUUGGUUUAGGGAGACUCUGCGGAAGAGGAGUGUCACUGAAGAGCUGAAUGUAUUUUACUUUUUGAAUUCUGGAUUCUGUGUUUUUACGUUUGAUCAUUUUAAUUAGGAUUUAUUUUUAGAAUUUCCAUGGGCUGAUUUUAUACUGGUGUAAAGGGAACUGAACUCCUAUAUGAAAUGUUUUGUAUAAAUAAGGACAGCCCUGUAUACUGUUCAGGUGACCGCAGGUGUGUGUGUCUGUGUGUGUGUGUGUGUGUCAGGGGAGGGACUGAAUGAAUGUGCACCACAUUUAUUACCAAAACACUGAAUAAAAAUGAAUACAUUUAUAAAUAUA
Molecule: messenger RNA, 3652 nt
Organism: Pygocentrus nattereri (red-bellied piranha)
Lineage: Eukaryota; Metazoa; Chordata; Actinopteri; Characiformes; Serrasalmidae
Gene: wiza
Product: protein Wiz
Exons: 10
Coding region: 281-3163 (960 amino acids)
Biological process (GO): regulation of transcription by RNA polymerase II
Cellular component (GO): nucleus
Molecular function (GO): DNA-binding transcription factor activity, RNA polymerase II-specific; RNA polymerase II cis-regulatory region sequence-specific DNA binding
Source: RefSeq, a predicted model, not a curated record